Quercus robur (English oak) is the source of this 345-nucleotide messenger RNA. RefSeq names its product secreted RxLR effector protein 161-like. NCBI's taxonomy places the organism in Eukaryota, Viridiplantae, Streptophyta, Magnoliopsida, Fagales, Fagaceae. The record is from RefSeq and is a predicted model, not a curated record. The transcript is spliced from 2 exons. Bases 1 to 345 code for a protein of 114 amino acids.
AUGUCGCAACACUUCUCAAAACUCAUGCAAGCCGAAUUCGAGAUGAGCAUGAUUGGAGAGCUGACUCACUUCCUUGGAUUGCAGAUUCGUCAACAAGAUUCAGGUAAAAGUGUAGAUUCAUCUCUAUAUAGAAGCAUGAUAUGUAGUCUUCUUUACCUUUCUGCUAGUAGACCUGACAUUAGUUACAGUGUAGGAGUGUAUGCUAGAUAUCAGGCUAAUCCCAAAGAGUCUCAUAUGACUGCUUUAAAAAGAAUCAUAAAGUAUGUUAAAACCACUGCCGACUUUGGUGUGUGGUAUAACAAGGACACAAAUGAUGUCUUAGCUGGAUAUUCUGAUGCUGAUUAG